This is a messenger RNA of Prorocentrum cordatum, 726 nucleotides long. NCBI's taxonomy places the organism in Eukaryota, Dinophyceae, Prorocentrales, Prorocentraceae. The record is from the annotation of a GenBank genome assembly.
AUGAGCGAGUCGCUGAACUUCCGCGGGGAGCUGAAAGCCCACCGCGGCUGGGUCACCUCCAUCGCGACCACCUACGAGCAGAGCAGCCUCGUGGUCUCCGGGUCCCGCGACAAGAAGGUGAUGAUCUGGGAGCUCACCCCAGAGGGCGAGUACGUCGGCUACGCCCGCAGGGCCCUCUCCGGGCACUCCGAGCCCGUGUCCAGCGUGGUCCUCUCCUCCGACGGCCAGUUCGCCCUCUCCGGCUCCUGGGACCGCACCAUGCGGCUCUGGGACCUGAACACCGGCGCCACUGCGCGCACUUUCCAGGGCCACGCAAAGGACGUGAACAGCGUCGCAUUCUCGGGGGACAACCGCCAGAUCGUGUCAGGUCGAACGAGUCGGCCGACCCCGCCCACUUCUCCCCCCCAGCAGCUGGACGUCGAGGUUCAUGCGGCCCUUCCACCUUGGCGCGCGGGAGGCAGCCGCGACCGAACGAUCAAGCUCUGGAACACCCUGGCGGAGUGCAAGUACACCAUCUCCGAGGACAUCCACACGGACUGGGUCAGCUGCGUGGUGUUCUCCCCGUCGGCCAAGAUGCCGCUCAUCGUGUCCGCCGGCUGGGACAAGCUUGUGAAGGUGUGGAACCUGAGCAACUGCAAGCUGCGCACCAACCUCGUCGGCGGGGACGGGGGGUGGGGGUGGGGCGGCGAGGUCUUCCGAGAUUGCCUGGCCGUUUCUAUUCGGUAG